AUGAUGUUUUUUUUCUUGUCUUUGGUUACAUUCUUUUCUUAUUGCGCUGCAACGGAUCAGCUGUCAUGCAAUCCGAGAUAUGGAGGUACCCCUGUGCCUAUCGGAGUUUUCAUCGCAAAGUCGCAUUUGGUGACGAAGCUUUCUGAUAUUGAAAUACCUAUGCGAAUUUCAUUACAUUACAUACAAAACCAUUCAUGCAUACUAGAUGGUUUUAAACUAGAGCUCAUAACAAAAGAUACUGGCUGCGCGACUUCUUUGGGAAUGCGUGCGUUAUUCGAAUUAAUCGCAGCUAGACCAAGGCCUGUUGCCAUUUUUGGCGGAAUGUGCACUGAGGUGAAUGAACCAGUUGCAAUGGCGCUAAAAUACUGGCAGAUUGUACAACUGAGCUAUGCUGAAACCCAUCCUAAAUUUGCCAGCGCAGACUCCCUAGAGUUGUAUCCUACAUUUUUUCGAAUUAUACCAGGAGAUCGAAAUAUUAACAACGCUAAAUGCCAGCUCAUAAAUUAUUUCAAAUGGAAGAAAGUAGGAACAAUAAAACAAAGUGAUGAAGCCCGUCACGCAUUACCACAUGAAACGUUAACAACUAAGUUAGAACAUGGUUAUGGAAUUCGAAUCGCUUAUACAGCCGGUGUUACACUGCGGGAACAGGAUAAUAUAGGAUAUGAGUUGGAUAAUCUAAAAGCGAAAGAUGUGCGAGUGAUCAUAAUGGAUGUAGAAGAGAAAAUGAUCUCAUUAAUUUUUUGUGAAGCGUAUAAGAGACACAUGUAUGGAGAUUAUUACGUUUGGAUCAUUCCCGGAUAUCAUGCUAACAUAUGGGAACGUAGCAAGUUUGGAAACUGUAGCAAAGAGCAAGUUGAGCUUGUAUUUCGCAACCAUUUUGCUGUACAACAUGCAUUAUCUCGAAAUGACUUCGAUAAAGUUAUAGUAGGAGGAAAGAAAGCUGGAGAUAUAUGGGGCGAGCUAGAGAAGUCAUCUUCUCUUUUACGUGGCUAUUUAUAUGAUGGACUAUGGGCGUUAUCAAUAGCUUUGAGUAAAGCCCUAGGAAAAGAUGCUUCUUUCUCUCAUUCAAAGCUGUUGACUGCCAUAUAUAACACUUCUUUCGAGGGCAUAACUGGUAAAGUUCAAUUCGAAAACAAUGAGCGUUUGGGGCUAGUUGACAUUUUACAAUGGAGAUCCGAUAAAUAUUACUACAUAGGACGAUAUGAUGGUGCAGAGAAUACGUUUCAAAUUAAUGAAACUAAUCUAGGAGACUGGAAUGCUCCACUGGACUCAACUAUAAUCGAAAUUAGAAAGGAAUAUAUCACAUACUCAUUAUUUUCCGCUAUGGCUUUCGCUUCUCUCAUAGGAAUUAGUUUGGCUAUUUUAUUCCUUUUUCUUAAUGUAAAGUAUAGAAAACACAGAUUUAUAAAAAUGUCCUCUCCCAAUUUGAACAAUAUUAUCAUAAUUGGUUCCAUAUUCACUUUUGCAUCUGUCAUUUUACUAGGUCUUGACACUAGAGUCUUGUCGUCGGAAGAAUUCGUCAAAAUGUGUUACGCAAAAAGCUGGACGCUCUCGUUAGGAUUCACUCUGGCUUUCGGAGCCAUGUUUUCAAAAACGUGGAGAGUUCACUCAAUUUUUACUAAUAUUCGAAUGGAUAGGAAGGCGAUAAAGGAUUCUAAAUUGUUCAUGAUCUUGGGAUUUCUACUAUUAGUGGAUAUAAUUGUUUUAUCUUCAUGGGCUAUCUUUUCGCCGUUCCAUAUAACAGCCAUGGAACUGCCGAAAAUUCAAAUGGAUUAUAAUGUUAUUGUUCCCAUAGUUGAGAGAUGCCAGUCUGAGCAUUCAAUGGUUUUUCAAGCAACCUUAUAUGUUUCGAAAGGAGUCCUUAUGGUAUUAGGAUGUUUUCUAGCUUGGGAAACACGCCACGUUAAUGUACCAGCUCUUAAUGAUAGUAAAUAUAUAGGAAUGAGUGUUUAUGGAGUGGUUGUUACAAGUAUUUUGGGUUUGAGCAUUAGCGUAAUACUUCAGGAACGUGUGAAUGAAGCGUUUGCUUUGACUUCUUUCUUAAUAAUGUUUUCAACAGCCGUUACGCUUUGUCUGGUGUUUGUGCCGAAGGCUGUGGAGCUAAUACGGAACCCACAAGGCACAGAACCUAGAACUUACCGCCGAGGAAUGAUGAAAUCGGUUGUAGCGAAACCUGCUCCAUGCCAACCAGUUAUAACCAAUAUCACAAAAAAUAUUCGAGAAGUUGAUAAAGACUUACUAUCCAAAGUUGAAAGCGAGAAUAUCAUUAGACGUAGAUAUUUGCAUCAGAAAAGUAGUCAGCUAUGGGAUUUAUUGGCUCAUUUGAGAGAACUUGGUGAUACACAUUUUCUUCAACAAGAAUGGUGCUACAUAAGUAAUAAUGUGAAUACAGACACGGAAAAUGAUCGACUUUUGUGUCAACAUAGUGUUCAAUGGGAAGCCGGGAAGUUGAAUGCUGAACAUUCUGAAGGAUGGCCAUGGGUAGAUCCCGAUGAGCCAAGUACUCUCUUAUAA
Molecule: messenger RNA, 2514 nt
Organism: Auanema sp. JU1783
Lineage: Eukaryota; Metazoa; Nematoda; Chromadorea; Rhabditida; Rhabditidae
Source: the annotation of a GenBank genome assembly